CUGUUCAAGAGCGUUGCCCGUCUACAGAGGAGAUAAAUUGCGCCUCCUUGGAUCUUGUCCUCGGUUGGAUCUACAAUAUCUUGACCACGAAAUGACAUAGUCCAAUACACAGAUUUCAUUGCUCACCCCGUCAUCGCUGUUUACCAUGCGCUUUCUCAUCCCUCUUGCGGCCCUCUUCACCCUGGGCAACGCCGCUGUCGUCCACGAGCCAGACGAGACAGUCAUUUUUGGGCAGGCCGGCCCCGACAACAAGACCUUCCGGCUUGGCUUCGACCUCGUCCCGGGCAGCUACCAAGUCGGCCACCACACCUGGUACAGCCCUUACAAGAUCACCAAAAUCACGUACUCUUCACCAGGAAACUUAGCAGCCCGCGAUGACCACUGCUAUGAGUCGGUCAAGAUCCAUGACCAGACCAACCUGCACUCACCCCAGAGCAAGGACUGCGAAGUCAUCUACGACAGGAUCGUCGACCCAGGCACUUGGACCGUUCUCAUGUGGUUACAGCACCAGCUCGUCGAAUAUCGAACCUGCGCCUACGGUGUCACCGCUUUCCGGAGCCGCAGCGGCAAGGCCAUUUUCGCCCAUAUUGGCAACGACGACAUCAGGGACGUCUUGAGGAGGACUAUCGAUAGCUACAGCAAGGAAUUCUCUCCUCAUGGCACAAGAGUCCAGUCAUGGGGCCAGUUUGUCUGUAAACCUUAUGAUGCCGAGGUGGAGUGGGAGAUUUAUUACCAAAAAGGAUUUCCCGAUGACGAAUAGUCAUGGGCCUGGGAGAGAGGGUUGGAUGCCUGAAGUUGAGUACCAGUCUUGAAUUAUGAUCUGAUGAGUUUGCGCACGAGCUAUGCAGUCGAAUAGAAAUUUUGGUUC
This is a messenger RNA of Podospora pseudocomata, 868 nucleotides long. RefSeq lists its product as uncharacterized. Lineage: Eukaryota; Fungi; Ascomycota; Sordariomycetes; Sordariales; Podosporaceae. The record is from RefSeq and is a predicted model, not a curated record. The transcript is spliced from 2 exons. Bases 146 to 760 code for a protein of 204 amino acids.